This is a messenger RNA of Paraglomus brasilianum, 522 nucleotides long. NCBI's taxonomy places the organism in Eukaryota, Fungi, Glomeromycota, Glomeromycetes, Paraglomerales, Paraglomeraceae. The record is from the annotation of a GenBank genome assembly.
GCAGAAGCAAAUGCAUUAAUUGUUGAGGAGAGAGCUUUGUCAAAAAUGAAAGAAAUAAUGGGCAGAGAGCCCGAACACUUUAAUAUUGCUGCUUCUUACAAAAUUAAAUUUCCUCCUUCGCUAGGAGAACGAGACUCAGUGACUAAACUAGACAACAAUGCUCUUUUUUAUGGAGCACCUCGCACCGGUAAAUCAGUAAUGGCUGAGAAACUGGCUUAUGAGGCUGAUAUGUAUCCCUUAGUAGUAAUUCAGGGUUCCAGUCUAACACCAAAGGAUUUAGACUACAAGGCUGGAAUUGAUCCAUUAGGAAAGUUUGUCUUUACACUUUGUGAUAUUGAUUAUACUCUUACUGAUGAUUUUAACUUUAAACGAGAAGAAAACGGAGAAGUUCGCUAUAUUUUGUUCAUUGAUGAGGCCAAUCAGAUAACUACUAGCACCUUAAUUUCUAAGUCUACUCAACUAACUUUCUUAAAAGAGUGUAUGGGUAGUGAUAAUAGAAUAAAUGAAAGUCAAAAUCUAUGA